AUGAAAUCUAAAUUAUCUAAUUUUAUUGCUCUUGACCUUGGUAGUAGCAAAAUCGCCACUAUUGCCGCAUAUAUUGAUAAAAGAGAAGCAGUAAAAGUAGUAAGUCAAAAUUUAUACCACUCCAAAGGAAUUAGAGCUGGAGUUAUAUUAGAUAUAAAAGGUGCAGAAAAUAGCAUCAUUGGGGCUAUUUAUGAAUUAGAAAAAGAUUGUGGUAAGAAUAUUAAAGAAAUCACCGUAUCCUUAACAGGGUAUGGAACUAAAUCGUAUUAUAUAAGUAGUAAAAUAAAGCUCUCGCAUAACCAACCAAUUUUAGAGCAAGAUAUAAAAAAGUUGGUUAAAAAAGCACUGUUUGAGUUAAAGCUUAAAGACCAGGAAGUAAUAGAUUAUUUUCCCUUAGGGUUUGAGCUGGAUAAUAAUGCUAUUGAAGAACCAAUUGGCAUGUAUGGUAAAGAAUUAGGAUGUGAAUUACAUAUUAUUACUGCAAGCUCUAAUAUGCUUAUAAAUCUUACUAAUUGUUUUGCCAAAUGUCACGUUGAAAUCAAUAAUAUAGUGUUAGCAGUUUAUGCCUCAGGCUUAGCAUGCCUUACUAAAGAUGAAAAAGAGCUGGGGUCUAUUGUAAUCGAUAUGGGGGCAAGAACUACUUCGCUAGGCAUCUUUAUGUCUGGUAAAUUAAUAUAUACCGGUUAUAUAAAUAUUGGCAGUUUUCAUAUUACUUCUGAUAUAGCCAAAGUGUUUUCCCUAAACCUUAACGUAGCAGAAAAACUCAAAGUUUUAUAUGGUAAUGCCAUACCAUCUGCUUUUGAUAAAGAUAAUAUUAUUCGCUUAGAAGAUAAUGGGAUAGAUUUAACAGAUAAUGAUGGGUCAACAAUUACUUCAAAACACCUUACCGAAGUAAUAAACCCAAGGGUAGAAGAAAUAUUACAUAUGAUUCAAGCGGAAUAUGAAAAGAUUAUUGCCAAUAACAUGUUAGCUUACCGUAUCGUUAUAACCGGAGGAGGGGCAAUGUUACGCGGAGUCAAGGAGUUGGCAAGUAAAAUUUUUGAAAGGCAAGUAAGAAUCGGUAAGCCAGAAAUUCUAGAGGGCUUUGCUGAAGAUUAUAACCCUUAUACCUAUUCGGCUGCAAUAGGUAUGGUCAAAAAUCAAUUCUUAAAAACGCAAAAAAACUCUUUUAAGAUAGGUGAUAACACUAAUUUAAGUUGGUAUAAAAAACUGUUAAUUUGGCUUAAAGAAAAUGUCUAA
Molecule: messenger RNA, 1239 nt
Organism: Didymodactylos carnosus
Lineage: Eukaryota; Metazoa; Rotifera; Eurotatoria; Philodinida; Philodinidae
Source: the annotation of a GenBank genome assembly